Esox lucius (northern pike) is the source of this 1401-nucleotide messenger RNA. RefSeq lists its product as uncharacterized. Lineage: Eukaryota; Metazoa; Chordata; Actinopteri; Esociformes; Esocidae. Gene Ontology annotation, biological process: response to bacterium. The record is from RefSeq and is a predicted model, not a curated record. Bases 518 to 1312 code for a protein of 264 amino acids. The transcript has 5 exons.
CUAUGCUAUCGACAGACUCCACUAUGCUAGCAGGCUGGCUAACAGCCUGACCUGCACCAAGAGGGCAUCCCUGCUGUCAGGUCCUGCCUAUCACUCCUAGACAAACAUACAGAGGCAUUUCUUUACACAGGAUAUGACACAAGCAGGAUGUUGUAGGUUUUUAGGCCUCAGUCUAACUUUCUCAGCGGGCAGAAAUUAUACCUAAAUUAAUACUAGAGGGCUUUCGGGUGGCACAUUGUCUGAGUUUGUCUGUAUGUUUUCCCGUGACAUCAAGUGACUUUGGUGUUAAAGGUGUGCACCUCGUCGUUAGACCCUCCCCAUCACAUCACAGGACAUGGGUUUCAGAGAAAAAGACCACAAGCUGAACAUUUUCCACUCGCUUGAGCCAAUCACUGCUCUGCUGCCCUUUAAUGGUGAAGUCGAUCUAGUCACCAUCACGGAAAUACACGCCAGCGACUCUCUGACAACAUCAGACCCUGCUACUCUCCGAUAACAUCAGAACCUGCUACUCAGACAGAUGGACAGGUUGGGGGUUGCUCUCAUCAUAAUCUUAUGCCAACUUGUAGGUGCUGUUUCCUCCAGUCAAGAUGGGAUCUCUGGAUCAGAGGUGGAGCUGAUAGUAAGACCAGGAAACAAUGUGACUCUUUACUGUGACUGCAGGACAUCCACUGGAGUAGAUAUUAUGUGGUAUAGGAACUGCUCUCACAAGCACCAGCCUCCUCUUGUUAUUUCAUCUUACCAGGAUUCUGGUAAAUCCUUAGAAGAAUAUUUUCAAAAUGUUACUCCUCGGUUUACUUUGUUGUGGAACCCUUCUAACAACACCUAUGAUCUACUGAUUGAGAACAUCACUGAAUCUGACCUGGGACUCUACUACUGUGGGACUAUGGAAACUAAGGUGAACAUUGGACAAUCUGUUGAAAAUCAACACUUCUACAGCUAUGGAAAUGUCACCACAAGGCUUUCAUUAGACAUCAGUCCAACCAAGCCCUCCUCCUGCAAUACUGAAGACUGUGGUCUGUGUUGGACUCUGAUGUUCAGUCUGUGUCCUGUGUCUGCGCUCCUCUCCUCUCUCCUCUCCUCCUCCUGUGUUUACUCCUUCUGCAGAAAAAGAAACGCAACAAUGGAGACAGCAGAGGUUCCUCUGAACAGGAUCAACACCACAGGAAGUGGCAGCAGAGAGAAGGAGGAACAAGACCUGUGUUACGCCUCGCUGGAUAUCCGUCAGGGACAGAAGAGACCAAAGAAGAAGAAAGUGCAGAACUCUGACUUCAGUACCUAUUCAGCCAUCAAAUACCAGCAGAGUGUGACCUAAACCAGCCAUCAAUACCAGGAGACAGCCCUUACAGAAAUACAAAUGUUUUUUGUUUAAUUUUAAUGAAAUUAGAGUUCAUACUGUGUAAA